AUGGAAUCCUCUCAAAAUAAUAGAUCUAGUUAGUUUCCAAUUUCACUUAGUUCUUAAUAACAAUAAUCUCUUUAAAAUUCUGGUUCUACCCUUGAAGACUAGAAAUUUACAAUAUUUGUCAAAAUGCUUGAUGGAAGAACUAAAAUUAUUUUUGUUAGUGCUACCUGCAAAAUUAGUUGUUUGAGGUCUAAAAGAGAAGUGAAAACAUUCCAUUUGUCCUGCAGGUCAACAGGACCAAAAUAAUGGAAAGAUAAUGACAUUGGGGGCAUUAUUAUAUAUGACUAAUUUAAAAAUUAGGAUCUUAGAAUAUAGCCUGGUUAUGUGUAUGUGAGAAAAAUUGAUGAGAUAAAGGAAUAUAAAUCAGCUGAGGGGUAAAUUCAUGGAAAUCUCUUGAAAUCUUUACUAGGGAUUGAACCUUCAUAAGCCAAUUUGCUAUGCUCAGGAUUCGGGAGAAAGUCUGGAGAAGAUUGGAAAUUUAAUUCACUCACUCUAAACACGAAGGAUAAGGAAUUUUAAGACGAUCGAAAAGAAAUGAACUAAACAGAACAAGAAUUGAUAAAGAGAGCCCUUGCAAGAUGGGAGAAAGGUGACAGAUAAAAUGUUCCAGUUUCCACAAUAGUCUGUUUUUGCGUUAUUUGCAAAAGACAUAAGGAAGAAUUUAAUGAUGCUGUUUAUAGGUGCGAUGGGAGGCAUAUUUACAAUAUAUCAAAAUUUUGCUAGAAUUGUGGUAAUUAUCCUUAUUAAGUUAAAAUGAGGGAUGAAGAUGCCUUUGAUUACUUUGCCAUGAAAUUUGAUAUGGCUGCUGGCACAUAAAUUAAAGGAUAGAGACAAUUAAUAAAAUAAUCCUUGGAGGAUGCAUGCCAAGAAGAAAUAUGA
Messenger RNA from Stylonychia lemnae, 876 nucleotides. Lineage: Eukaryota; Ciliophora; Spirotrichea; Sporadotrichida; Oxytrichidae. The record is from the annotation of a GenBank genome assembly.